Molecule: messenger RNA, 895 nt
Organism: Drosophila virilis
Lineage: Eukaryota; Metazoa; Arthropoda; Insecta; Diptera; Drosophilidae
Source: RefSeq, a predicted model, not a curated record
CUCGCUACCUUCCAGAUAUUGAUCAGAUCGAAAUCGAGUUAUUCAAAAUUAUUUGUUUAGCUCUCUCGUGAUGAGCGAACCCAUAUCGAGCCGCGGGGUGCGCUUCAUAUACAAUGCGCUCCUGCUGACGACAUCCGGCCUGACGGCCAGAAAGUUGAUGCCGCAGGAGCAUCCUUUCGCCCUUGCCGCCUGCGUGGUGGGCGGCCUGGCCGCAGUGUUUGGUCUGUUGCGUGCCUUCCUGGACGACGGCAGCAGAAGAGGAGGAGGAGGAGGAGGCCGCGCCAGCAACAGCAGCAGCGACGGUAGCGAAUUUCGCAUGCUGCGCAAUGUUACCCAGAGCAUGUUGGAGCUGAUGCCCCUGGCAUUGGUUAACAUGGAGCUGUAUGCGCAUUCGCUGGGCCUGGGCGCCGUUGCGCUGGCCCAUGGCAUCUUUGUGCUGCCGCUGCUGCUCGAUCUGAGGUGCUCCGUGGUAAAGAAUCGCAAGGAUUGCGAUCUGACCGAAACGUUGCGAGAUCUUUUGGUAUUGGGCAACAUUGUAUCGCUGGGCUUUCUGGCCGCCAAGGAGCGUAAUCUGCUCUAUUUACGCAUGACCCUCACCAUGUUGGUGGUCAAGUAUUAUCCGGUGCUGAUGGACAGUGCACAGGAGGAGACCGGCGAGGAUUUGAUUGUCUGCGGCAAUGCCUACUUUCUGCAUGUGCUCGGCAAGGUGGCUGCCCAAUGGGCGCUUCAGUAGAAAGCCGCGUCGCAUCCACGCCCCCACCCCCCCUGUUCACUUCCAAAACACACACCCCGCCUCCAAUUCGCACAACCCACAAGGAUUUUGGGUUUCGAGCGUCAUUUCAAUUCCAUGAAUUUGUCUGGUCUUGUAUUAAAUUACCUUAAAGCACCUUUUCAA